GAUUCUCCAACUGAAAUUUUGGUAAUUAUUUUCAUUGUCUUUCAUACCUUGUAGGAUAUGUUUAGUGGAGGAACUGAUACCUCAAGUGUACUCCUACUAUGGACAAUGGCAGAGCUUUUAAGGCAUCCUGAAGUCAUGAAAGAAAUUCAAGAGGAAGUGAGGGGGGUCGCAAGGGGUGAAGCAAUUAUUACAGAAGAUGAUAUUGAACAAAUGCACUAUUUGAAAGCAGUGAUUAAGGAGGCACUACGAAUGCAUCCUCCGGUCCCUUUGUUGGUUCCCCGUGAAUCGACAGAAAACAGCAAAAUACAAGGGUUUGAUAUUCCGGCCAAGACCACAGUAAUAAUCAAUGCAUGGGCCAUUGGAAGAGACCCUGUGUCAUGGGAUGAACCAGAUAAGUUUAAACCAAAGAGGUUCUUGAAUGAUGCUACUACCUCUAAUAUUGAUUUCAUGGGUCAUGAUUUCCAACUAAUUCCGUUUGGGGCUGGUCGGCGGGGAUGCCCGGGAAUCCAAUUUGCAAUCACCAUUGUUGAACUUGCAUUAGCCAGUCUUCUAUUCAAGUUUGAUUGGGCAUUGCCUAAUAGAGUGAGUGGGGAGGAUUUAGAUAUGACAGAAACUCCUGGGAUUAUGUGCCACUUGAAAUCUCCUCUUCUAGCUGUUGCAACUCCACACUUCUAAAAUGUUAGAAGGAAUUCAGCUUAUAUGAAAAUAAGGAAAAAGUUUUCCAC
Molecule: messenger RNA, 725 nt
Organism: Telopea speciosissima
Lineage: Eukaryota; Viridiplantae; Streptophyta; Magnoliopsida; Proteales; Proteaceae
Product: cytochrome P450 736A117-like
Exons: 1
Coding region: 58-675 (205 amino acids)
Molecular function (GO): oxidoreductase activity, acting on paired donors, with incorporation or reduction of molecular oxygen; iron ion binding; heme binding
Source: RefSeq, a predicted model, not a curated record